AGUACGACUGCAGAGCAAAGCAACUCUACAGAGCAAACUGAAGAGAGGAUUUUUCUCUGGUCAAUUUCAGAUUUGGAAACAAGAAUGUCCCAAACAGUUUUACCCGUGAACUCUUCAACACUCAUCAUUCAGGUUCAACCACCAACACAAGCAACACCAGUUGGGGCAGUGACAAAUGCUCCUGUGCCUGUUUAUGUUCAACCAGUACCAGGAGUUUCACCUCUUCAUGGAGUUUCUCCUUUUCAGGCAUUUCUAAAAGGUCAACCAAAAGCCCUUGGGACUGUCCAGAUAGUGAUUGGUCUGUUGACUUUACUGUUUGGGAUUGUGUUGACAAUUCAUGCAGAUUCCGUCACUAUCAUUAGUGGUAUUCCUUACUGGGGAUCGCUCAUCUACAUUACCGCAGGCUCACUCUGCAUUGCUGCUGAAAACAAGGCUAAUUCACCCUGCGGUUUGUGUUUGGUGAAAGGUUCACUUGGAAUGAACAUUUUCAGUGCUAUAUCUGCUGGCUGUACCAUUAUUAUAAUUCCAUUUGAUUUGGCUCUAGGACCAUUGUACAAUUACUGCUACAAUAUGGACUGCUAUGAUUUUAAGGAAAGGUAUACGACACUCUUCGUGGGAAUUGGUACUGUAUUGCUGAUAUUCGCCUUGCUUGAGUUUAUCAUCUCCAUCUGUCUGUCAGGAUAUGCUUGUAAAGUCGCCUGCUACUGUUGUUCACAGGUGCCGUAUGUUCCACAAGUUUUACCUCAACUGCCCUGUGAUUUUAGGCGCUGUCAUUACAAUGAUAUUAACCAUUCAGAGAUACCUGUGGUCAGCAGCCCUUCCACGCAUCACCCCCUGCAGACAAUCCUCCACAAUACAGUUAAUGUAUAAAUACAUAUGAAUAGUAAAAACAAAAAGGGGGUGAGCCUUGUGUGAUGCUUUCAUGGGACACAUGGACUUGGACUUCCCUAAGAUUUCCUGACCCUCACUAUUGUCAUGUCAUUGGAAAAGAGCACAUAUAAGCAAAGAAGCAAUCACUUCAUCAGAUUACACAUUUUACAGAUUUUUUAAAGUCACAUAUGCAUAAACAAUAACUAUUAAAAACACUAAUAGAUAUUAUUUCCUUAUUUUUUUUCUUUAGUUAAGUCAAAGUUACCUAAUCAUAUAUUGUUUUGAUUGCUUAAUACUGUAUAAUCUGUUAGA
Molecule: messenger RNA, 1182 nt
Organism: Labeo rohita (rohu)
Lineage: Eukaryota; Metazoa; Chordata; Actinopteri; Cypriniformes; Cyprinidae
Product: membrane-spanning 4-domains subfamily A member 8
Exons: 8
Coding region: 85-870 (261 amino acids)
Cellular component (GO): membrane
Source: RefSeq, a predicted model, not a curated record